AUGGCAAAUCCAGCAGGGGGGAGGAAAAGAAAAGCAAUAUCGCUGCAGAAGAAGCUGGAAAUUUUAGAGGAAGUACAUGAUAACCCACAAGAACCGAAGAUCAGUGUUGCAAAGCGGCUCGGUCUUCCAUAUUCAACACUGAUGACAAUUAUCGCCAAUUCGGCAGACAUUAGGUCAAGUACGUCUAAGGCAGGACCUUUAGGCGAGAAAAGAACACGAAGUCAAGAGGGCCGAUUUUCAGACUUGGACAAAGCAUUGCUCACAUGGUUCCAACAAAAACGGGCCGCGAACAUACCCGUUAGUGGUCUAAUGCUGCAAGAGCAAGCUUUAAUUUUUGCAAAAAAAUUAAAUGUAACUGCUGACUUCAAAGCAUCGGCUGGCUGGGUGUUCAAAUUUAAAAAACGUUGCGGCAUAACCGGCAGAAGUGUUUGCGGGGAAGCUAACAGUGUCGACGAGGCUACUGUAGAGCAGUGGAAGAACAUCGAUUUGCCUCGAAUCAUAAAGAACUACGAUCUCCGAGAUAUUUACAACACCGAUGAGACAGGUCUGUUUUUCAAUCUCCUACCAUCUAAAACAUUGGCUGAAAAAGGAGACCCCUGUCACGGAGGGAAACAGAGUAAACAGAGACUGACGGUGCUUCUAACAGCGAAUGCAGAUGGCUCCGAUAAACUUCGUCCCUUGGUCAUCGGGAAAUCACAGAAGCCGCGUUGUUUUAAAGGCGUAAAAAGCUUUCCUACAGAGUACGCAGCAAACAAAAAAGCAUGGAUGACUGGAGCAUUAUUUGAGUCGCAGUUAGAUAAGAUGAAUAACAGAAUGCGUCGUGAGAAGAGGAAAGUCUUGUUGUUGCUUGACAACUGUGCCGCUCACCCCCCGGCACUCCGUUUUAGCAACAUUGAACUGGCUUUUUUUCCGGCCAACUGUACAAGCCAUCUGCAGCCCCUGGAUUUAGGAAUCAUCGCUGCUUUGAAGGCCAAAUACCGCAAGAUGCUGGUACAGCGGGCAGUCGCGGCACUCGACGCGGGAGAAACGAUGCCGAACUUGCAUGUUCUGCAGGCAAUGCAACUGACCGAUAUUGCAUGGAACCAAGUACAGUCUGACACCAUUGCCAAGUGCUUUCAAAAUGCAGGAGUCGUAAAGGCGAAUGAUCUCGAUGCCUCUUCUAACGAAGAGAAUGAGCUUGAGGGUUUCGAAGAGCCCGGAGAUUGGGCACAAGUGUGUGCUGGGCUUCAGUUCGAGGAUUUCGUUCAUUACGAUGAAGACUUGAGUACAUGCGCGGUACAGGAUGACGAUGACAUUGUAACUGAAAUUCUUGCACAAGACUCAGACGGGGAUUCGGACGAAAUAGACGAAACUGUCAAAGAAGUCCCGGUGAAAUUUUGUGAAGCUUUGUCGGCACUGGAAAUUACAAAGCGAUAUAUAAUGUCCAAGGUUGUCGAUGGUAAAGGCAUGCAACUCGUCAGUGACUACGAACGUUUCAUGUACGAGUGCUCGUUGGCAGAAAAGAAACAAGCCACCAUUGACAGCUUCUUCAAACCUAAAUAA
Neodiprion fabricii is the source of this 1542-nucleotide messenger RNA. Its product is annotated as tigger transposable element-derived protein 6-like. Bases 1 to 1542 code for a protein of 513 amino acids. The transcript has 2 exons. Lineage: Eukaryota; Metazoa; Arthropoda; Insecta; Hymenoptera; Diprionidae. The record is from RefSeq and is a predicted model, not a curated record. Gene Ontology annotation, molecular function: DNA binding. Gene Ontology annotation, cellular component: nucleus.